AUGGGAUCAAAUGAUGCACAAACCGAACAAAAGCCUCUGCUCGCCACUGAGUCAGAGGAGAAAGAUGUCAACAGAUCCAAAAAACGCCAGCCAAAACCCACAAUUGUCUACGACUUCUUGAUGUGGCUGUCGCUGAUUGUAACCGAUAUCUUCUUUAGGGAAGUCAAAUUCACGGGAACCUUCAACAUACCAGUGAGUGGACCGGCUAUCAUCGUGAUAGCACCACACGCUAAUCAGUUUCUGGAUGGAGCGCUGACUAUGCUGGCACUCAAAAAAGCCGUCAACAGACCACUACACUUUGUCGAAGCUGCUACUUCGUUGAAAAGGCAGAUAGUUGGCAAGUUAUCGCGGAUGUCUGGCGCCAUCCCCGUCGAGCGACCCCAGGACCUUCUCCGGCCCGGUCCGGGAACCAUCACGUUUUCAAAUUACGAAACAGAUCCUUGUCUCUUGGUUGGUACUGGCACACAGUUCACCAAAGAUUGCGAAGUUAAAGGGCUGAUUGGCCUUCCUCAUUCGGCCGGGUCAUCCAAAAUCCAAGAAGUGGUUAGCGACACAGAAAUCCGCAUUUCCAAGCCUUUCAAGACAGGGAUUGCCGUGGACAUGAUCAAGAGUGGAACUCCUUACAAAGUUGCACCCAAAGUGGAUAACGGUCAUGUUUUCAAUGCUGUUUUCGCCCAAUUGCACCGUGGUGGUGUUGUUGGGAUAUCUCCGGAGGGUGGAUCUCACGAUAGGACAGAUCUAUUGCCUUUGAAACCUGGCGUUGCCAUCAUGGGGCUCGGUGCCGUUGCCGAAGACCCCACAUACCCGAUCAAGAUUGUUCCUUGUGGCAUGAACUACUUCCACCCUCAUAAGUUCCGUUCCAGAGCUGUGUUGGAAUUUGGUACACCCAUCGUGCUCACUGCAGAGGAUGGUGCAAAGUAUCGUGAAAAUCCAAGGGACACAGUGAGUGCCCUUCUGAAGACUCUCACGGAUGCCAUGAAGACAGUGACUGUGACAUGUCCUGAUUACGAGACUUUGAUGAUCAUCCAGGCCGCCCGUAGGCUUUACGACUUCCCCAUCAAACCUGUACCCCUGGGUGCUGUUCUCGAUAUGAACAGAAGGCUUAUUAUUGGUUAUACAAGAUACCAGGACGAUCCGCGAAUUAUGCACUUGAAAGAUUCUGUUCUCAGAUACAACGCUAAGCUCGAACAACUCGGGAUUAGAGAUCACCAAGUGGAGAUCGCGCGCGUGGGAAAGCCAAGAGUAUUUUUCAGACUUCUUCAAAGGGUGGCCAGUCUUGCGAUCAUGGCAACACUUAGUCUUCCUGGCACUCUUUUGUUUUCACCGGUGUUUAUAGCUGCUAAGGUGAUAUCAGCCAAGAAGCAGAGAGAUGCAUUGGCGAACUCUACAGUCAAGAUCAAAGCCAACGAUGUUUUGGGCAGUUGGAAAGUUUUGGUGGCGAUGGUGGUGGCACCAUUGUUGUAUUUCACAUAUUCUCUUCUUGGUACAAUUCUUCUGAGGAGAUACGAAAUUGUUCCGGUUGUUUCCAAGUUGCAUCCUCUGGUCAUAUUUUGUUUGAUAUGGGCUGUUCUGGUAAGCACCACGUUUGCAGCCUUCUGGAUUGGUGAGGUGGGUAUGGAUAUCUUCAAGUCGAUCAGACCAUUGUUCUCAGCUCUUGGGCCGAAUCAAAACAUGCUGCAGGAAGUCCAGGAAGAAAGAAGAAGGCUGACCAUGGAAGUGACAGGGGUUUGCAAUGAUCUCGGACCGAAGGUGUUCCCCGACUUCAACCGGGUGAUCCAGAAGAGCAUUCAUAAAGGACUGGAUGAGGAGGAGGAAGAGAGAGAAGACACUGCCAAAUCUGUAAGCAUGCGGUCACAAUCAUCCUCAUCACUGAACUCGAUUGUUUCGACUGGACCCAGUUCUAUUGCGAGUGUUGGUCCUUUGGAAAACCUUGGUGAUAUCCAAAUCUUUUCUGAUACUCCGGCCCGGACCCGUCGACCAUCUGCAGAUGUUUCGAACUGGAUUGAGCAGGCGGUGAUAUCAAAGAACAGAGAAAAGUUGAAAGAGCUUUGA
Messenger RNA from Kuraishia capsulata CBS 1993, 2052 nucleotides. RefSeq lists its product as uncharacterized. The transcript has a single exon. The record is from RefSeq and is a predicted model, not a curated record. Gene Ontology annotation, molecular function: glycerol-3-phosphate O-acyltransferase activity; glycerone-phosphate O-acyltransferase activity. Lineage: Eukaryota; Fungi; Ascomycota; Pichiomycetes; Pichiales; Pichiaceae. Bases 1 to 2052 code for a protein of 683 amino acids. Gene Ontology annotation, cellular component: endoplasmic reticulum membrane. Gene Ontology annotation, biological process: phospholipid biosynthetic process.